AUGUUUCAAACUAAAAACUACGCCGUGGCCUAUAUGGCGACGUAUAAGAACGAGUCGCCGAAGUUCGUUCCAAUCGCACCGAGUCCUGAUAAAGAUAUGGAUUGUACAGUGGCAAAGAAGUACACGUAUAAGAACAAUUAUACAGGGACGCAAGCGGCGUCCAUUGCGAGAAGAAAUGCCCGCGAAAGAAAUCGCGUGAAACAAGUAAACGAUGGUUUUAACGCGUUAAGGAAAAGAUUGCCUGCAGCGGUCGUCAACGCUUUAUCCGGUGGCGCGCGUCGAGGGUCAGGAAAGAAGCUGAGUAAAGUUGACACUUUGCGAAUGGUCGUGGAAUACAUUAGAUACUUGGAAAGUUUAGUAGAUGAAAGUGAUCCAGCCUUAGGUGCUCCAGAAUCCAGCGUUCCAAUGGAGACUUCGAUAUGCGAGAUGGAUGAAGGAAUUUUCGGUGGGAGGAAUUCACCCUACUCCGAUUCAGUGCCGUCACCUGCAAAUUCUGAGUGUUCGUCUGGUGUUUCUUCAAGUUAUUCAGCAGGCAAUGAAUGUUAUAACAACAGUUAUUAUAGUGAAGCUAAUCCUGUGGACGACAAUGAGUUAUUAGAUGCGAUAACUUGGUGGCAACAAAAGUAA
Messenger RNA from Pararge aegeria (speckled wood butterfly), 627 nucleotides. It is a transcript of the gene Ash3, whose product is annotated as achaete-scute complex protein T3-like. Gene Ontology annotation, cellular component: RNA polymerase II transcription regulator complex. NCBI's taxonomy places the organism in Eukaryota, Metazoa, Arthropoda, Insecta, Lepidoptera, Nymphalidae. The transcript has a single exon. The coding region runs from base 1 to 627 and encodes 208 amino acids. Gene Ontology annotation, molecular function: RNA polymerase II transcription regulatory region sequence-specific DNA binding; protein dimerization activity; DNA-binding transcription factor activity, RNA polymerase II-specific. Gene Ontology annotation, biological process: neuron differentiation; sensory organ development; positive regulation of transcription by RNA polymerase II. The record is from RefSeq and is a predicted model, not a curated record.